Labeo rohita (rohu) is the source of this 1032-nucleotide messenger RNA. Its product is annotated as trace amine-associated receptor 13c-like. Bases 49 to 1032 code for a protein of 327 amino acids. The transcript has a single exon. Lineage: Eukaryota; Metazoa; Chordata; Actinopteri; Cypriniformes; Cyprinidae. Gene Ontology annotation, cellular component: membrane. Gene Ontology annotation, biological process: G protein-coupled receptor signaling pathway. The record is from RefSeq and is a predicted model, not a curated record. Gene Ontology annotation, molecular function: trace-amine receptor activity.
GGAAAGUAGGGAGAGCAGAACAAACACAUUACAGGAGGAGACUCACUCAUGGCUAAUGAUACAGAGGAUCAUGAAACACAAUACUGCUUUCCUACCAUUAACUCAUCAUGCAUGAAGGGAAACCACUCCAGUUUUGAAUAUAAUGUCAUCUAUACGUUUGUAUCAUUGCUGUCAGCAUGGACUGUGUUUCUGAACCUGCUGGUGAUCAUCUCCAUCUCUCACUUCAAGAAGCUUCACACGCCAACCAACUUGCUCAUCCUCUCUCUGGCUGUGGCUGACAUGCUUAUUGGAUUUGUGAUGCCCAUAGAGGCCACCAGGCUAAUUCAGAUGUGUUGGCACUUUGGAGGCACUUUCUGUUUACACUAUUUAACAUUUCUUACAGUGCUUUUCUCAGCAUCUCUUAGUAAUUUAGUUUUAAUUGCUGUUGAUCGUUUUGUGGCUGUGUGUCAACCAUUACAGUACCCACAGAAAAUAACAAUGACUAAAACAUUAAUAAGCAUCUGUCUGGGCUGGGUUUGCUCCUCAACUUAUAACACUGCCUUUGUAAUUAAUAACAGAAAUUUGGACACUUCAGAAAGAACAGAUGCUAUGAUAAGUUUUGCCUGGAGAAUUACCGAUUUAUUUUUGGCUUUCAUUUUUCCUUGUAUCAUGAUCAUAACUUUAUAUAUGAGGAUUUUCUUUGUAGUACAUCAGCAAGUAAAAGUUAUUAACUCACUGAUGAAGAGUGGGAAAUGUGUAAUGGAAGGUUCAGUGAGGAGGAAAUCUGAGAGCAAAGCUGCUCUGACAUUAGGAAUCAUUGUGACUGUUUAUCUGCUUUGCUACAUUCCUUAUUAUAUCUGUUCUAUAUCGGUAAUCUCUUCCACGACCAAAAAUAUUUUGGCAUGGGUCAUGUAUACUAACUCAGGCCUGAAUCCUCUUAUCUAUGCUUUAUUUUACCCUUGGUUUAGAAAGACAGUUAAACACAUCUUCACUCUGAAAAUAUGUCAGCCUGCAUCCUCUCUGGUCAAUAUUUUUACAGAAUAUCAGUUGUAA